This is a messenger RNA of Emys orbicularis (European pond turtle), 1197 nucleotides long. RefSeq names its product CD276 antigen-like. NCBI's taxonomy places the organism in Eukaryota, Metazoa, Chordata, Testudines, Emydidae. Gene Ontology annotation, molecular function: signaling receptor binding. Gene Ontology annotation, biological process: regulation of cytokine production; T cell receptor signaling pathway. The record is from RefSeq and is a predicted model, not a curated record. Gene Ontology annotation, cellular component: external side of plasma membrane. The transcript has 7 exons. Bases 184 to 1197 code for a protein of 337 amino acids.
CCCCGCAGCCUGGGGGGAUCAAGGCUGAGGAUAGGGAGGGAACGAGGCUGCCAGGGCCGCUUUCGCUUUCCCUUCGCCUCGGCCCGGCUGGGAACAGGAUCGGCACAGCACGGCAGCCGAGCAGUUCGGGGUGCAGCCGCAGGGACGCCGCCCCGGUGCUCAUGAGAGAGCACCGGCUGCCCUAUGAGCCGCACGGUCGCUCUCCUGCUCCUCACCCAGCUCAGCUACCUGUGGGGGCUGGGAACAGACGAGCUGCCUGUGCAGCUGCCCGCGACCUCGGAGGCCGUGCUGGGGGGCGCAGCACUGCUGAACUGCACCUACCCGCCCGCGGCGGACCUGAUCCUGUACUGGACCCGGCUGGGGCCAGACAGCGAGAGGAACGUCUACACCUACAACAGAGGGAAACACCUGGCCUCACAUGACGACCGUGCCUAUCAGGGCCGGACCACUGUCCCAGCUGGUCAGCCCGGGCGCGGGGACGGGGCCCUCCGGCUACACAACGUGACGCUGGCUGACGAGGGCAGGUACCGGUGCCGGGUAAAGAGCGACCGCGGCAUGGGCGUAGCGGAGACGGAGCUACGGCUCAUAGGCCUCUAUCAUCUAUCCUGGCUCCAGCCCCAGCUCUGCUCCCCCUCCCUGCAGAACGUGACACUCACCUGCCUCGCAGAGGGCGGCUAUCCCCUCGCCACCGUCACCAUCCACGACAGCACUGGCAGGGACUACAGGGCCGGGACACUGGUUGCCAAAGACCCCCAGGGGCUGUAUAGUGCCGCCCACACGGCUGACGUGCCCUGCUCCCCCACCGCCAGCUACACCUGCAUCGUCAACACCACCCUCCACCAGCAGAACCUCACCGGGACGCUUGGCCUGGAAGAGCCGCAGCCAGCAUGGAAGGGCUGGGCCGGCGUUGGCGUUGGUAUUGGCAUGGGCUUGGCGGUGGUAGUGCUGGGGAGCGGAGCACUCUGGGCUGGGCAGCAGAGGAGGAAGGGGCAGAGGCACCAGGGACCCAGCCCCCCACGGGAGGCAGACCCAGCCCGGGAAGAGGCCCUGUUGGAGGGCACCGGCCCCACCUGCACAAGGAGGGGGGACCUACCAGACAUCCUCCAGGAGCCACCCCCACCCAGCAAACAUCUCGCAACGCACCCGUCGGUCACUGAGCCCUGCCCCACACCUCGUCCUGGGCCCAGCAGUGCCUAG